Messenger RNA from Polychytrium aggregatum, 776 nucleotides. RefSeq lists its product as uncharacterized. The coding region runs from base 116 to 712 and encodes 198 amino acids. The record is from RefSeq and is a predicted model, not a curated record. The transcript has a single exon. Lineage: Eukaryota; Fungi; Chytridiomycota; Chytridiomycetes; Polychytriales.
AGUUGGCGUGCCGCUAUUGAUCCCUUUGGUGAUGGAACUGGCUGCUUGGCGGCGCGAAUGCGGCCCUGAAAUCCUCCUCCGCCAAUCCGGAAUAUGACGGGCUGGUCGAAUUGGGAUGAGCCUGGGUCAACCCAUUCCUCUCAUCUCCGUCUCGACCUCCGUACACAUUCCAGCAGCAUGGAGCAGCUAUCCCCAUCGGAGUCGCCCUCGCCCUCAUCAUCGGCACCGGUCGCCCCAGGCAAUCAAAGUCGAUCCGUCCCCCCUGGCCCCUCCGACAAAGCCUGGAAGCCAUCGUUUAUCCCUGCCGGCUGGGGGCUUUCGCCUCCAGAAGGCAGUGCCAAGUUCAACCAGAACGCCGAAGAUGUCGCCAAGGCCCUUUGGACUGAAGCCAAUUCGCAACAGGCCCAGCGGACUGCCGGGAAUUUCGACGGUGUCCUCUCCGGAGAAUGCUCGUCCUCAGCGUCAUCGGAGCCUUCGGCAUCAGCGCCGAUAUCGAGCUCGCUCUGGGACGAGCCCAUCAAAGGUGUCCAGUUUUUCGGAACCGGCGGGCCUCAAUGGGGAGGCUGGGAUCCCCCUCGCCAAGACAAGUAGCCUCUGCUUCAUGGAGCCCACCAAGACAAUAGCUGGAGGACAGAGAUUGCUGGGUGUGCGGCACUGGGUCAGAUCCGCCAACUUCCCAGAGUCAGCCAAUCCCAGCGACCAGCUGAGGUGAGGAGUUGAGUCUGUGCCGAGCCAGGGGGCUGAAUAAAUUGAGCCGGUUAUCUCUCGAUAUUGGA